AAACUGAACUUUCUUGUUGAUACACAGGGACUAUUAGGUGAAAAAUACGGGAACAUCCGAAUCCCCGGAGAAGUUGAAGCCUCAGAGUUUGAAAUGAUUUUGGAUGCUGCCAUAGAGGCGAAGCUAGAGACGAAGUUACUGGAAGAGUGGUACUGUCGCGAUGAGAACUCAGUGCCAGCAGCGUAUUACCUCAGACCCAAAUCGGAAAUGCUGAAAAGCAAUAAAAAUACAAUGCAGCCUUCUGCCAAUGCUGAGAAUGAGAAGACCUGGCAAGAGAUAUCCGAUGAGAUCAAGAAAGUAUUUAAGGCUGCUGUAAAACUGUUACAUGAAAAGGGGAAAAUGAAACACAACCAAGCUAAGAGGUACCUGUUCUCAGCUAUAGAGGAUGAAUUUGACUUUGCUCUAGGAAAGCAGACUCCAGCAUUCCUCAAGAAGUGUGUGUGCUACAUUAGAAAAAUUGCUAACAUUGAGCGUUUUGUGAAAAUCCCAGAGAUGGGAAAAUACAUGGACAUAACUGGAACAGAACCAAGGAUUAUUCGGGACCCAGAAGCCCAAGAGAAGCUGAUAAAACUCAGGGAUGAAUUUAUUCCUACUAUUGUUGCAUCAUCUAAUCUGAGAGUGUACACAUCUGUUACUCAUUGUGACAUGAAACUAGGCUAUUCCCAAGAAAUAGAAAAUCAUUACAUAGAAGGGCUUGGUAAACAAUUUUAUGAGGACAUGAUUGACAUAAUUCAGGCAACGGUACAACAGAAUUUUGACACUGAGACUGAUACGCUCUAUGAUGAAAUCCUUCAGCAUUCGUCAUUGUGUAAAACGUAUGCCUCCUUCUAUGAGUACAAAUGCGAAGCUCUAAACAUCGUGCGUAAAUACAUUCUUCCAAGUAAAACCGGGCACAUCAACCCUCUUAUUAUAUAUGGCGGACCAUGCACUGGGAAGACCCUUCUACUCGCUGAAGUAGCAAAGAAGGCUUAUGGCUGGCUACAUGAAGACACAGGACCAGAAUCUGACCCAGUAGUAGUUGUGAGAUUUCUAGGAAGCACAGACAUGAGUACUGACCUUAAGACUCUCCUUCUCAGUGUUUGUGAACAAUUGGCAAUUAAUUACCGGUGUCUGGUUCAAAGCUACCCUAAGAAGAUCCACGACCUCCGUGACUUAUUUAUAAACCUUUUGAAUGAGUCUUCAUUGCAGAGACCUCUAGUAAUAAUAUUCGACGCCCUAGAGCAGCUCUCAGAGAGUGACGAGGCCAGGAAGCUUUGGUGGCUCCCAGCUCACCUUCCGCGCUUCGUACGGAUAGUCCUCUCCACACUGCCCAACAAACAUGGGAUCCUGCAGAAACUAAGGUGCCUUAUCCACGAAGAAGACAACUACAUUGAGCUGAUUCCCCGGGACAGGAAGAUGUGCAGCCAGGUCCUCAAACACCAGCUGCUGCGGGUCAAAAGGAAGGUCACAUCAGGCCAGCAGAUUUAUGUGAACAACGCGUUCUCCAAGUGCACACUGCCCAUGUUUGUGAACCUGACCUUCAGGGAAGUGAGACACUGGAGAUCUCACAAAGAUGUCGAUGAGUCCUCGCUCUGUGUCACCGUUCAUGAAAGUAUAGAGCAGCUAUUCUGGUCCUUGGAGAAGAAGUGUGGUCAGAAACUAGUCUCCAGGGCUCUUGGUUACAUCACCAUGGCCAAAAUGGGUUUGAGUGAAAUGGAACUGGAGGACGUGUUGGCCCUAGACAACAGUGUUAUGAAUGAGCUCAGUGAGAAUGCCAGGCCAAGCAAUCCCCUGAGAGUACCUUAUGUGUACAUCGCAAGGCUCAAGGAGGGUCUCAGCGGAUACUUAAUAGAAAGACACGUGAAGAAUGUCACUCUUCUGGUCUGGGCCAACAGACACCUGCAGCUCAUAGCCCAUAAGCUGUAUCUGCAGGACAACAGUGACCUGCGGGAAAUGCACACCAUCCUCGCAGAUUAUUUCCUGGGGGUCUGGUCAGGGGGCAGGAGGAAAGCUUUCUGCCUUGAAGACCCCUACUUGAAUGACUGUCUUGACUUGGAGAGCAGAAGUCUGCUUGAGGAAGAAAAGCACUUCAUGGAACAGGCUUCCUUUGACAGGCAGGCCCCAGACCAGCCGUGGGUUUUCCAGUGUAAUCCACUGGAACCUGACAUCUUUUUCGUCAAUCAUCGGAAGAUGUCUGAGCUCUUGCACCACCUGACGAGGUGUGGUAAAACCGAUGACUUGCUUUAUGGCAUCAUCAUGAACUUCAGCUGGCUUUACACCAUGAUCAAAAUCGGCCAGUUCGAUAAAGUGCUUUCAGACAUCGAGCUGGCUUACAACUGCUCGCAAGAGAAGGAGCUGAAGUUCCUGGCAAGCACCCUCCGAGGCAUCAAAAACAAGAUCAUUGCAUUUCCUGGCUCCCUUUCAGCAGAGCUCCAGCAAAGACUUCUGCCUGUUGUAAGUUCCCUGCCCAAACUUAGACACCUUCUUUUGGAGUGUGACAAAGACGGGCCCAAAUAUUGCUCCAUUGUGCCAUUACAUUCAUCCAUGGACGUGACAUAUAGCCCGGAGCGUCUUCCCUUGUCAUCUAGUCACCUGCAUGUCACCGAGAUUCUGCCUACCAGUAACCCCAGUACUGUCCUGACAGCUUUAGAAAAUGGGUCCAUCAGCACGUGGGAUGUGGAAACUCGUCAGCUACUCAGGCAAAUCACAACAGCCCAGUCCGUCAUCCUGGGCAUGAAGCUCACCAGUGACGAAAAGUAUCUUGUGGUGGCUACGACAAAUAACACCUUGUUGAUUUAUGACAAUGUCAAUUCUUGUCUCCUGUCUGAGGUGGAAAUCAAAGGGACCAAGCAUGGAAGCAGCUCCACCUACAUCAAUGGAUUUACAGUCUCCGUCAGCCACACCCUUGCAUGGCUUGAAGCCAGCAAAGAUGUCACUGUCAUCGAUCUGCUCUACGGAUGGCCCUUGUACCAGUUCCACUGCUGGUAUGAAGUGACCUGUGUCCAGUGCUCCCUGGAUGGCGUCUAUGCUUUCUGUGGACAGUACCUGAAUACUACCACCAUAUUUCAUUUAGGGAGUGGAGAAAAGUUAUGUACGGUGACAUCUGAAUUUUCAGGUGGGUUUGUGAAGUUUCUUCUUAUCUUGGACACAGCCCAAGAAAUGGUAAUGGUAGAUAGUGAGGGAAGCCUUUCUGUUUGGAAUACUGAGGACAUUACCAACCCCCAGCUAACUGAUGACUUUGACUGCCGCAGAGAAGACAGCGAGGUGGUCAGCAUUGAACUUUCAGAGGACCAAAGUGCCAUUCUGAUCUGUAAAGCCCUCAGCAUUGAGCUCUUAGAUACUGGCAUGUGGAAGGUGGCUGAAAAGUUCAGAGCUAAGCACAACGAACGCUUUAUAUCUGCCGUGCUGUCCAAAAAUGGAGACUGCAUCAUCGCAACCAUGGAAAAUACCUCAGCCGUGUUUUUUUGGAGGCGGGACACAGGACAAUGUAUGGCGAGCUUACAGGAAAUCUCAGGUACCAUAGUUAAGCUGGUGAAAUCUAGUCACCACAACAUGCUGCUAUCUUUAUCAACCAGUGGUGUUCUUUCUAUUUGGGACAUAGAUAUAAUCACAGCUAUGUCCAACAUAGAUAAGACUGGAAAACCCAUCCAGAGUCUGAUGUUACCUGCCAGAGGGGAAAUCAUUUACUCCCUUGAUGGCUCUGAUUGUGUUCAUAAGUGGAACUUCAGCAGUGGGUUCAUUGAAGCAGUAUUUAAGCAUGAAGGAAUAGUUGAACACUGCGUGUUGACAUCCUCUGGGGACAUAAUGGUGACAUCAGAUGACAAAAGCAGCCAGUAUGUCUGGCACACCAGCAGUGGUGAAAACCUCUUCCGAAUUAAUGGGCAGAGAAUAUCUCAGCUGCUAAUUACCCACAAUGACCAGUUUGUGGUCUCUCUCUGUGAAGAGAAUGCCUCCAGGGUUUGGAGGCUGGCCACAGGCCACAGGGUCUGCAACAUUCUGACCACUUUGCAGAACGCCUUUAUAACCUCUGCAAAUACCUUCGUGGUGGGAAUGACCAAAAGCAAAGUGCUGGCAGUCAGUCUUUGGACUGGAAGUAUCACCAAGAAAUUUUGCUGUGAAGAUGGCACCACCAUUGUGAGUUUUAAAUUGAUCCCCGACUGUCCUGACAUCAUUGUAUUUAUCACAUCUGCCGAGACGGUGAAUAUUUGGAGUCUGACAGAUGAAGUGAUCUGUCGCCGUGUGCAACUUCCAAACAACUUCUUGAAAAAUCUAGAGGAUUUUGAAAUUUCUCCCAAUGGAAAGCUAGGCAUUAUAUCCAGGGGAGAUGAAAAUAUCAACGUGCUGGAUUUACACAGCGGUAAAUUACGGGUGGUUCACGCCUCUGGGGUCAUCUGGCGGCAGAGGUUGUCUCGAGAUGGUCGCUACCUGGUGUACAUCUGUUUCCGAAACGGGGAGGAAGAGGAUGAAAAUGGUGUGAUAUCCAGGUUAAUCGUAAUGAGACUGGCCGACGGCAAAAAUAUCGGUGCUUGUUCCCUUUACAAAACCCCAACUUUUCUUGCCCUCUCACAGAGGCACGUGAACAUCGUUGUGGGUUUUGAUGAUGGGAGCAUAGGGAUAUACACGGUCGUGGACCGCGUAGAUGCUGCACUGAAAAUUAAAAUUGCCACUUCAAAUAGCAGACAAAUUUUCAACAAUGCAGCACAGACAUCCAGGCCAAAGUGUAAUCGUUAUUGUUUUAAAGUGUCUGUGGAUUGCUUAUGGAGAGAGUCCACUGAGGUCUUUGCAAGAGACAGUCCCAUCACGGUGAGUGACUCCAAUGAACCCAGUGAGGCCACGCCCUCCAAGAAACACAAUUCUUGCUAUGACCGGGUGUGCUCUGCCCUGGAAUCCAGGGGCCACAGCUAUGCCCCUGACAACUGACACAGUGUUUUUCCUGCUCAGCAGAAAUACAUGGUACAUGUACAAAAGAAAAACAAAGUAUCUUCUGUAUCCCAAAUGAAUAAGCUACUCGUUUCUUAAAAGACAGGAAAGAUGGGGGAGUUCCAGUGUUAAUUAUUAACACGAUCGUGAAAUGUAUAGAAGUGAGAUUAGUUUUGAGCUUGGUCUUUUUGUCAAAGUUUAUCUGGGAAUGAAGUCUUGACAGAACUUCUAGAAAUUGUAUUUAAAUGGCUGCAUCACCUGGAAGUUAGACGAUAGUGGUAAAAUUAGCUGUGUGGGACGAAGCAACAUAACAUUCGAUUGGUUCAGAUGACAGAGGCUAGAGACCAUUUGGACUGGAAUUGGUUCUGUAGAACUCGGUUGAAAUCGUGAACACAAUGAGUUGACUUCAGAUGAUUGUGCGGCCAUGAGUAAACACAGCCUUAAUCUCUCCUUACACUUUAUAAUCCUGACAACUGUGUAAACCCAGUCUGCAGAUGGAAGGUCCAAAGGUGCAAACUAAUGUAACAAAAAUGCCCAGAUGUGCUCCCAGUUUCCCAAGAGAAAGGACGUGAAAUGUGAGGCCACAGGCUGGGCUGGGACAAGAACUGACUACCACUAUCAUAGGGCUACUGAACACGCAGAGUCAGUCUUCAUUAAAAUACAGUUUCAACAGUUGCAUGCAAGGGUUUCUGUAUAACGGAAUAUGUGAUUUUUAAACUAUUUCCUGGGCUGGA
This is a messenger RNA of Ceratotherium simum simum (southern white rhinoceros), 5633 nucleotides long. RefSeq names its product NACHT and WD repeat domain containing 2 (gene NWD2). NCBI's taxonomy places the organism in Eukaryota, Metazoa, Chordata, Mammalia, Perissodactyla, Rhinocerotidae. Gene Ontology annotation, molecular function: protein binding. The record is from RefSeq and is a predicted model, not a curated record.